This is a messenger RNA of Pelobates fuscus (common spadefoot toad), 2470 nucleotides long. It is a transcript of the gene MNX1, whose product is annotated as motor neuron and pancreas homeobox 1. The record is from RefSeq and is a predicted model, not a curated record. The coding region runs from base 949 to 1959 and encodes 336 amino acids. The transcript is spliced from 3 exons. Gene Ontology annotation, molecular function: sequence-specific double-stranded DNA binding; DNA-binding transcription factor activity, RNA polymerase II-specific. Gene Ontology annotation, cellular component: nucleus. Gene Ontology annotation, biological process: central nervous system development; regulation of DNA-templated transcription; endocrine pancreas development. Lineage: Eukaryota; Metazoa; Chordata; Amphibia; Anura; Pelobatidae.
CUGGACCUGCUGCUUCACUGACCCAGGACCUGCUGCUUCACUCCCUCACUGACCCAGGACCUGCUGCUUCACUGACCCAGAACCUGCUGCUUCACUCCCUCACUGACCCAGAACCUGCUGCUUCACUCCCUCACUGACCCAGGACCUGCUGCUUCACUCCCUCACUGACCCAGGACCUGCUGCUUCACUCCCUCACUGACCCAGGACCUGCUGCUUCACUUCUCACUGACCCAGGACCUGCUCCAUCACUGACCCAGGACCUGCUUCCCACAUUGACCCAGGACCUGCUUCCCACAUUGACCCAGGACCCGUUGCCUUCAUUGACCCAGGACUUGCUCACCUCACUGACCCAGGACCUGUUGCCUUCACUAACCCAGGACUUGCUCCCCUCACUAACCCAGGACUCGCUACUUCACUCAGUCACUGACUCAGGACCUGCUACCUUUACUCCCUUACUUACCCAGGACCUGCUCCCUUCACUGACCCAAGGAUUCCUACCUUCACCCCCUCACUGACCCAGGACUUACUACCUUUACUGACACAAGACUUGCUGACCUCUCUCCAUCACUGACCUAGGACCUUCUGGCAUCUCUCCAUCACCGACCCAGGACCUCCUGGCCUCUCUCCAUCACUGACCCAGAACAUACUGGGCUCUCUCCAUCACUGAUCCAGGACCUGCUGGCCUCUUUCCAGACUGACACAAGAGCUUCCACUUUGCUUCACACCUGUAGCUCCUUCCUUCCUGCUCAGAGACUCAGGAGCUGCUGAUUUACCGGUGCUGCUGGCCUCUUGAACUGGGAUUCCUGAGGAUCAUGUCCUGUCUGUGAUUCAGAGAUACCUGGAGCUCCUGUCUGGACUGCAUUAGAUAGCAAUCUGUGGAUUGCACGCCCCAGGUUGGGGUUCCUGGAUUCUGUAUUCUUCCCAAACUCUCCAGGAUCCUCUGAUCUGAUGGAAAAGUCCAAGAAUUUCCGGAUUGAUGCUCUUUUGGCCAUCGACCCACCCAAAGCUCAGACAUCUCCUCUGGCACUGGUCACCUCAUUGUCCUCCUCCUCUCUGUCAACUUCUGGAAGCCCUCCCUCUGAACACACAGACAGCCUGAGGACAGACACCCCAUCACCUCCAAGGACCUGUGGACUAGUACCCAAACCAGGCUUUCUGAGCAAUCACCAGCACCCUAGCAACAUGAUGGGCUUACACCCACAGGGGGGCACCGGGAUCCACCCUCAGGCCCUUUAUGGACACCCUGUCUACAGCUAUUCAGCAGCUGCUGCUCUGGCAGCAGGUACGCACCCAGCCUUGUCCUACCCUUACAGCCAAAUGCAAGGAGCCCAUCACAGCCACCCCAUGGACCCCAUCAAGAUCAGUGCUGGGACUUUCCAACUGGACCAGUGGCUGAGAGCCUCUACAGCUGGCAUGAUGCUCCCCAAAAUGGCAGACUUUAACUCCCAGGCCCAAUCGAACCUGCUGGGAAAGUGCCGGAGACCCAGAACCGCGUUCACCAGCCAGCAGCUACUGGAACUCGAACAUCAGUUUAAACUCAAUAAAUAUCUGUCCAGGCCGAAACGUUUCGAAGUGGCCACAUCGUUAAUGCUCACAGAGACCCAGGUGAAGAUCUGGUUCCAGAACAGGCGCAUGAAAUGGAAAAGAAGCAAAAAAGCAAAAGAGCAGGCCGUACAGGAUGCAGAGAAACACCAGAGAUCAGGAAAGGGUAACUGUGACGAGAAGUGUCAGGAGGACGCCCAAGAGGAGAAGACUUCUUUCCACCUUCACUCCAGGGGGGAACCACUUAAAAGUGGUAGCCGACUGCCAAGGGACUACUCCGACAGUGAAGAAGAGGAGGACAGAGAAGACGAUGAUGAAGAGCAAAGGGGCGGAAAACAUUUCUGCCACCAUUCAUCUGACUGUACAUCAGAAGACGAUGAUAACACUCAUAAAAAGCAGAGUAGUCACAUGCACUGAGUGUUCAACAUGGACAGCAUCGCCAUUUGCACCUCAUUGACCACUGUUAGGGACCUCCAUAUUGAACUUUAUUAGAGGACAUCUGAUAUCCCUAUACUGCAAGAACCCACCCUGUUGGGAACCACUCUUCAUGUGAUCACAGUCAUUAGCAAAAAAAUCAGGAUUGAUAUCUAGGUUGUCAGCUGUUACAUUGACACCACAUAUAGAGUGCCAUCUUGACCAAGUUGAUGAAAAACCACUAUACAUCCAUCACUAGCUUUCCAGUUGUUACCCAUCCCAUACAUGCAUUAAGAAGAUAUGUAUCUACAAAACUAGUGUACUGUCUGUUUCCUUAUGGUUGUAUAGCUAGAGGAGGAAUUUUCCUAUAGCAGAUUAAGAACGGAGGGAUGUGGGCCUUCUGCGUUAGAAAAUAGAACGGACACUAUUUGGUGGGAAUACUCUAUAAAUGUUUACUUCGUGACCGAUAAACCUGCUAGAGAUGUUUAAGCUGUAUACUGGCUUUAUUUUUGUA